Molecule: messenger RNA, 2700 nt
Organism: Salmo salar (Atlantic salmon)
Lineage: Eukaryota; Metazoa; Chordata; Actinopteri; Salmoniformes; Salmonidae
Gene: znf648
Product: zinc finger protein 648
Biological process (GO): regulation of transcription by RNA polymerase II
Cellular component (GO): PcG protein complex; chromatin; transcription regulator complex
Molecular function (GO): RNA polymerase II cis-regulatory region sequence-specific DNA binding; DNA-binding transcription factor activity, RNA polymerase II-specific
Source: RefSeq, a predicted model, not a curated record
UUGGUGUCGGCUUGCAAGAGUCUAAUGGUGCUUUCACGACAACUGGGAACACGGGAAAAAUGAGGUCAAAUAAUGACGUCAGUGAUUUUCACGUCGGAAAGGAGGAGCUCUAGAAAGAUUCCGAGUUUCCGAAUUGGAAUUCUGAGUUGGAUGAACGUUCACAAGGUUUUUCCCCGAGUUCCUAGUUGUCUUGAACGCUCGGAAGUCGACUUCCAAGUUCCAAAUUGUUUUGAACGCGGCAUAAAACUGCUUGCUAAAGGCGUAAGUGACACUGCUGUCCCCACGUUCUUUCACUUUGACUCCGCCCACUCCGAGUGGACAUCUCUAAAUGACUAUGGUUCGCACGCCGACAGGAGGAUGCUUAUGGUUUGCCUACGGGGAGAUAGGAGGACGUUGUCGAGGCACUGCCAAGGAGGUGAGUUCAGGGAAAAUCCCUUUUCAGCCUCAAGCCACAUUCACCACCUCUAUAAUAUCAAGUAUGGCUGAAGAAAUGCCUUCAUGGACCUCAGAAAGGUUUGUUGAUAAAGUGUACAUUUCAAAGAGAAGUAUCAGGAAAAACUUAAUAAACAAAAUGCACUACGUUGCCCAUGUGCCCUCAGAGAGUGUAAAAGUCAACACUGCUCACAAAGUGGAAAGUGACUCUAACCCAUCUGAUAAUGACGAUGCUGACUCCCUCUCAGGUAGUAGCUACACUGGGAUGAUUUAUUUAAACCCACAAACACCUACAUGGACUCUGGCUGAGAAGUUUGCUGGGCUCAACUCUGGAAAAGACAAGAGAAUGUCUCCCAAUCAGGACCUCUGUAGUCCUCCAGGUUCACCCGCAGCCACUGAACAUAAUGUUGCCAAUAGGAGAGGUUCUACAGGUCUGGAGGGGGUCUACUUAGACUCGUCACAACAGGAGGAAGGCAACAUCAAGAAUGGUACUAAAAGACUUCUGCAGAGGAAAGCGUGUAGUGGUGAUCCUUCUGAUCUGAAGCUGCGUCUGAUGAAAGAGAUCAGGCCCAAAACCAAGGAGGCUCAGUCUGAUGUGCGUCAUGAUGUGCGUGAUGUGUGUGAUGUACGUGGGAACAAGGGGAGUUGGAAGGGUGGAGAACCGCUAGUCAUUCCCCCUCCACUAAACAAGGCUAUGGCCAUGAUUGAUGCCUGUGAGGACAAGGUGCCUAUAGUGUUUGCUGCCAUGAAGAAACGUGGAGUGGAGGGAGACACAGAGAACCGGCCCUACAAGUGCACUCACUGCAACUGGGCCUUUAAGAAGUCCAGCAAUCUGCAGAGUCAUCUGGAUACUCAUAGUGGCCUGAAGCCUCAUAUAUGUGACCUGUGUGGCAAAGCCUAUUCUCACCAAGGCACACUGCAGCAGCACAAGCGCCUGCACACUGGAGAGAGACCGUACCACUGCCCCUUCUGUGAAAAGACGUACAUCUGGUCCUCCGAUUACCGCAAGCACAUUCGCACGCACACCGGAGAGAAACCGUACGUGUGCGAGACCUGCAGCAAGGACUUUGUGCGCUCCUCGGACCUGCGGAAGCAUGAGCGCAACAUGCACACCAAUGAAAAACCCUUCCCGUGCACGCAGUGCGGCAAGACCUUCAACAAGCCACUGUCCCUGCUCCGCCAUGAGCGCACUCACUUGGGCGAGCGGCCCUUCUGCUGUCCCAUCUGCGGGAAAGCCUUUGCCGUGGCCAGCCGCAUGGCAGAGCACCAGAAGGUGCACACCGGGGUGAGACCCUACACCUGCCUGGUCUGUACCAAGUCCUUCACCAAGUCCUCCAACCUGCUGGAGCACCAGGCCGUACACAGCGGCAUCCGCCCCCACAAGUGUCCUCAGUGCGGGGUGGCAUUUGCCAUGGUGUCCCGCCUGGUCCGUCACCAGCGUGUCCAUACCGGAGAGAGGCCCUACGACUGCACAGGCUGCAGCAUGUCCUUCAGCCGCACGGCUGCUCUGAAGCGCCACCAAGAGCAGACGUGUGCCGGGAGGAUCUUUGUCUGUGUGGAGUGUGACAAGGCUUUCCAGUGUGCCUCUCAGCUCACAGAGCACAUGGUGUGCCAUGAAUGACCCUACUGCUACUGCUGCUACUGCUGCUUCUGUUGUUGAAAGCACUGAAGACUGAUUUAUGCUGUUUGGGAGCUACCCUCUCAUACAGUACAAACAGUUGGUCUAAUCAACCUUACUGAUCUCUACAUGCUAUGCUCUUAGAAAAAAGGGUUCCCAAAGGGUUCUUCGGCUGUCCCCAUAGGAGAACCCUUUUUGGUUCCAGGUAGAUAGCACCUUUUUUGAAGGACAACAUCCUGCUAGGCUGCUAAGCCUUAAAAUAGAGUGUCUUCAGAAAGUAUUCACAAGUGCCCUCAGCCGGUAUGAUGCAUUUUGCAUCAUAUGAUGUUGCGUUUUGCAUCAUAUAUUGCUCAAUGCAUCAUACACGUUGUAUUUCUGUAUUUUAUGAAGUUGUAUAUCUUGAAAACUUGAUUGCUGACAUGGAAAACAUUUUGGGACUAUAUAAAAAAUGGACUAAUGAAACAAAUACCAAAAUAUGGUUUUGGGGUGGACUUUUCCUUUUAUGGCUGUGAUAGGAGAAAACUGAGGAUGGAUCAACAACAUUGUAGUUACUCCACAAUACUAACCUAAAUGACAGAUUGAAAAGAAGGAAGCCUGUAGAGAAUAAAAAUAUUCCAAAUCAUGCAUCCUGUUUGCAAUAAGGCACUAAA